Molecule: messenger RNA, 8653 nt
Organism: Parasteatoda tepidariorum (common house spider)
Lineage: Eukaryota; Metazoa; Arthropoda; Arachnida; Araneae; Theridiidae
Biological process (GO): nucleosome assembly; regulation of transcription by RNA polymerase II
Cellular component (GO): nucleosome; chromatin; nucleus
Molecular function (GO): histone H3 acetyltransferase activity; transcription coregulator activity; chromatin binding
Source: RefSeq, a predicted model, not a curated record
CAAAAGAGGACUGUCAAUUUUUUUCUAUCCGCUAAAUUAACCAAUCACAAUUCGUUGUUUAACGAAUCUUUGUUGUGUGAGUGGAAGUACGUGGUGAAAUAAUAGAUUUUCUUGAAAAAAAGUCGCCUAAAUAAAGAAAUAAGUCUGAAAAAGUGUUUUAGAAUAUUAUGUGUGACACUAAUAUCAGAUACAGCAUAUAUACACAUUUUAUGUUGGGUGAUUGAAACAACUUAUUUAAUUGAACCCGCCUAAUCGUACCAAACACAGUUUGACUCGACGAGGCGAUAUACUUAUUUAUUCUGCAGCCAUAUUUAUAAUUCUCGUCUUUUGUUUUAGUUGUUUCGUCGGAAUCGAAGCUUUUUCCUGUAUGUGGGUGACUAUGUAGUUUUUUAUUUUAUGAGAAGGAUUAUUUAAUUUUAGCAGAGACUCAUGUUUCUUCGUCGAUCAUAGAAAACCAUGUUUAUACUAUAGGAGUUAAACAGCAGUGUUGUUGAAGUGAUUUGGUUGAGAUUCAAAACAUAGUGUACUCGUACGGCUUAUCAUCUGUAGAUGAUAGAAAAGAAAAUACUUUAUGUGAUAUUUGUCGUAAUUUUACACAAAAUACCUAUUGUGAAUCAUGCAUAAUUAGUAAUUUAUAUCUAGUUAGUGACGAAUUCCAUUAAAUAUGGUUACUUUAAUUUAUUGAAGCUUUUGGCUGAUGUAAGCAAUUUUAAUGCCUUUCUUCAGCCUGAUUUCAUUUAAGAGCAUGUUUUGUAAGGUUUAUUAUUUUGAAAAGUUUUUUGAGUGUUAUGCAUAGACGUGACUUAAAGGAGGAAAGAAUGCAAGACGAAGGAAGUGAUGACGAUGAAAGCAAUUCAACCAUAGUAAAAUGGUUGAUUGCUGCCAUUAGAAAAGUUAAAUACCAAAAGCAAAGAGCAUCUGUUGAUCGUAUUUGCAAUGUUAUUAAUCAAACACAUAACAUUCAUAGACAGACUGUUAUUGAUCAGUUAGAAAAAGCAGUAAAUAAAGGAUUGAUAUUAAAGGUUUACUGUAAAGGGUUGUUGUCUUACAAAGACCCCGGUGCAAUGUGCAACAUGAAAAGCCGUACUCUUCGUGUGCAUUCUGGGGCUGAUCUUGGUAAAGUCAUUAUCAGAGCAAUACGAGAAUUAGGGGAGAACAAUGGUUCCACUUUGCGAUCCAUCGAGAAAUACUUACGGCAGACUUUUUCCCUUAGUAUUGAUCCGGGUACUGAUCUUGGACAACAGCUUCUUCAGUCAGCAAAGAGAGCUGUUUCUAAUGGAUUGAUUAUUCACGAAGGAAGGAAUUACAAGUUAAAAAGGCUGUCCUUCCGCAAGGGGUCUCUUGAUCCAUCAACUCUCUCUCAUACACCUGUUUCAAGUCCAAAUAAGAAAAUUCCUUUGAUGGUUUGUCAAUUCUGCAAAGAAGGUGCUUUUGCAAGAAAUGGCCGAUUUGAAUGCCUGCUUAAUUGUCACAUAUGUAAUAGCUCUGGACAUCCUUCUUGUUUUGGAUUGCUGCCCCAAGCUCUGAAAGUAAUUAAUGAAUCAAAAUGGGAGUGUUUUCAUUGUAAAAUAUGUGUUAUAUGUGGAGAAAAAACUGAAAAAAAACGUAUGCUGUGCUGCAAUUUGUGUGACAAAAUAUACCAUGCCACUUGUACUACUCCAUGUUUUCCAAGGCCUGCAAGAGGUACUUGGAGUUGUGAUAAUUGUAAAAAGAAGUCAGUGGCAAAAAAGGAGAAAAAUCAUAUAAAUAGAGUGGCAAACAGCGUCAAAGAAAGAUAUAAAAAGCACAAUUUUAAAUUUAGUGCUGUACGGAAAAUCAAAAACCAAACAUAUUCCGUCAUAAAAAAGAAAUCUACACAUUCCAAAAAAGAAUCACAGUGUUCCAGUGACUCAAGUAGCAGUGAAGAUAACACUGUCACUGAACCAAAAUCAACUUUACCACCUGGUGUUACUGAAAACGAUGUAAAUAUUUUCAGAAACGUUCAAGAAACUGCUUUACAAGCAAUGGGUCAUGGUUCAAUUCCUCCAGAGCCACAAGGUAGAAGUCCAGGUGCAAUUGAAUUUGGCAAGUUUGGUAUUGAAACAUGGUAUUCUUCUCCAUAUCCUCAAGAAUAUGCUAGGUUGCCUAAAUUAUUCCUCUGUGAAUUUUGUUUGAAGUACAUGAAGAGCAAAAACAUUCUCCUUAGGCAUAUGAGAAAAUGCAACUGGACACACCCACCAGGAACAGAAAUUUAUCGCAAAGAUGAACUGUCGGUGUUUGAAGUUGAUGGGAAUGUGAAUAAACUGUACUGUCAAAAUGUUUGUCUUCUUGCUAAAUUAUUUCUGGACCACAAAACUCUGUAUUAUGAUGUUGAGCCUUUUCUGUUUUAUGUGUUAACAAUAAAUGAUGCUACAGGCUGCCAUUUUAUUGGUUAUUUCUCUAAGGAAAAGUUAUGUCAACAAAGGUACAAUGUUUCUUGCAUUAUGACUAUGCCUCAAUAUCAACGCCAGGGGUAUGGAAGAUUUCUGAUUGACUUUAGUUACUUGUUAUCUAGAAAGGAAGGCUUGCCAGGUACUCCUGAAAAACCUUUAUCUGACUUAGGUAAAAUAAGUUAUAUGUCAUAUUGGAAAAGUGUAUUACUAGAAUAUAUCCAUGAAUGGCAUGAAAAACAAAGCAAUCAUCAAAUAAAUAUCAAAAAUAUAGCUCAGGAAACAGGCAUAAGUGCUUUAGACAUAAUUAGUACCAUGAAGGAAUUGAAUAUGAUUCAGCUAAAUGAAGAAAACAAGCUUAUAAUAUCUUUGAGCAGAAAAGUAUUAGAUGAGCACAUGGACAAAGUAGUUGCAAAUCGUCACAAAAGAAUAGAAUUAGAUCCAGAAUGCCUACGUUGGAUACCGUUAAUUACUAACCACCUAUAUUCUGAUAAGAAUGAAGAUGACUCCGAUAACUCAGGGAGUGAAACUACUCCAUCGCCAACUUCUGAAAGGACUUAUAAAUCAUGCUCUACAAAACCAGACAACAAUUCCGAAAAAGAAAAUUAUGACCAGACGUUUCAUAAAUCUGAAAAGUACCUCAAGUAUAAAAGAAAAUCAGAUAAAGUGCAAGAUAGCGUUGAUGCUGUUUUGGAUGAAAAUGUUGUUAAAAGUGAUUUAUUUGGGAAAGACUUAAAAGAAAAUAAUUCUACAUCAUCUCUGCAAGAAAGUACAACUCCAGAAAAACCAGUCAAACCUCCUAAAAAACACAAGAAAAAGAAGAGCAUAUUUGAAACUAAAGUAUUCAAAAAUAAAAAGAGAAAAAAUAAGAAUAAUCUUUUGAAGAAAGUGAACAAAUUACAGAUGAAAAAACUUGAACGUAAGAAAAAGCUUUCCAAGGAAGUAAAAAGAUUGGCCAAAAUACUUAAUUCUAACCCUAGCCUAAUGGAAUCUGCAUCAAACAGAAAAUUGCUCAAGUUAAAGAAAAGAAAUAGAAAAGAAUACAAAAAAGCCGAAUAUAGCAUGAGAUUACGGCACCAGAAGUUAACUUUGUCAGAAACUGAAAUCGCUUGCGAGCAGCCUAUGACUGCUAGUGGCUCUCCAAUUAUUGAAGAUCCUAUUCUAGACAGUAUAAUUCCAGAAAAAGAAAGUACUGAAACCAAAUCCAACUCAUCUCCUUCUGUUGAAAAUGAUAACAGUACUACACCACCCUGUUUGAUGCCUGCUACUAGUACAGAAAGCUUGGUGGAACAAAAUCAAGCUCCAGUUGAUCCUCCUUCACUUCAAGCUCAAAAUUCAGAAUUUAAAGAAUCUGAGGAAAUUAAGGAAGAUUCUGAGGAAUUAAAUUGGAGAUCUUUGCCUAGGCGAGCUAAAAGACCUGCACCUUCCUCGCCUGUGAAGAAGCCACCAAAGAAAAGAGGUCGACCCAAGAUGUCUGAGUCGUUUAGUGGUGCUGUGGAAGAUGCUCCUUCAAAUAAAGAUGAAGAAAAUAAGAUUAACUCUUCAACUGAUAAUGCUGAGCCCUCAACAGAUGUUACCAUGCCUUUAACAGAUAAUAAAGAACCUGAUGCUCUCUUAGUGAACAAUAACAAAGAAAAUGAUGAUCCUGGUAUCAAACAAGAAUCAAACUCAACACCUACUUCUACUUACAACUUGGUGGACAACACUCAAGAUAUUGUGAGUAAAGACUUGAAUAAUGUAUCAUUAAAUGAGACCUCUUUGGCUGUUAAUGAUGCUGACAAGUGUAAGAACAUAAGCUGUGAUAUGGAUGAAAUUAAUACUCUUGAAAAUGUUAUUCGUGGUGAAAAUGAAAUAAACAAUGAACCUCGAGAAAAUCAAACAAAAAAUUCAGAACAAAACCAAGAAAGCGACUCCAGUUAUUCUUCGUGUGUUGAAGAGAUGGAAAUAGAUGAUCGUGAAAAAAUUGAUUCUAAUAAACUUUCAAAUUUCAAAGACCAGUUAAGCGAACAAAAGAAAAUACUUUCUGAUUCUGAUAAUGCAAGUUCAAAGAAACAACUAAAAGAAGAGACUAGUCUCUCUCUUGCAGAAACUGAAACUGUUAGACUGUCUCACAAUUCAGGAGAUAAAACAGAAAACUUAUCCACAGAUUAUGAGAAAUCUGAAACUUCUAAUUUAAUUGAAAGCAAUGGAAAUAUUUCUGAUAAUGAUCAGAUUAACGAACAAGAUAAACAUGUUGAAAAUUUAGAAGUGUCACGAGGUGGAAGCCCUCCAAGCUGUGUUGUUUCUUCAGAUGGCAGUGAAUUAAUGCAAAGUCAACCCCAAUCUGCUGAUGAUUUUUCAGAAUGUUCUAAUGAUGUUAAGUCAGUAGUGUCCUCUAUAUGUGACCAUGUAAAUGAUAACAAUCAGCCUGUAGAGGAUGAAAAUCAGGUUGUAAAUGAUGAUAACCAGCCCGUGAAUGAUAAUAACCAGCCUGUAAAUGAUGAUAAACAGUCUGCAAAUGAUAAUAACCAGUCUGUUAAUGAUAAUUACCAGUCUGUUAAUGAUAAUAACCAGUCUGUAAAUGAUAAUAACCAGUCUGUAAAUGACAAUGAACAACAUUUUUUACCAAACUCUCCAACUGUCAAAUCUCCUGAAGUCUCUCCUGAAAGCUGUCACGAUGAACUUACAAAUUCAAAUCAAAAUUCAAUGCAACAAAAUAAAUCUGAAAUAACCAUGCUUAAUUCAAAUAAUAUUGCGUCACACGAAUAUUCUAAUGUAUCUGUUGUGAGUUGUAAUGCUCCACAUUAUCUUUCUGAAGGAGAUGAAAGCUUUCACUCUAACCAACUACCGCCCACCCCCCAAACUCCUGCUUCUGACAAUGGACAUCAUCAACAGCCUGUCUCCGCUGGUACGUCGGGUGACGAAUGUCACAGUUUAAGUGAAGGAGAAUUUACCAAUGGAGAAAAUAUGCUAUCCCCAUCAAUUAGCAAAUCAAGAUUGUAUCCUAUGAAGGGUGAUAGAUUAUACGAUAAUUGUGAGGAAAUGCAUACAGAUUACGAAUCAAGGUCACCUCAAGAUGAUUUAGGGAAUGAAAACAAUCAGUGCUAUAACCGUCCAGCAUCUAAUCCAGCCUUACUGAGAAAAAAUACCCCUACUCCAGAUAUGACCCAUUUGGGUGUGUAUACUCCAGAUUCAUCAACAAAUAGUGGUUUUAAUUCUAUGGAUGCAGAUGUAAAUAAUAUGAAUUUAGAAUCUCCAUCCUCUUUGCAUAGUAAUGAACCAGCUCAACCAAAUUCUAUCGAACCCCCUUCAAGGACACCGCCUCAGCCGUACAUGGAUCAGGAGCAAAUUCAAAGAAAUUACUGUCAACCUGAUAAGGGCUGUACACCAACGGAACCAGUCACAACAAGAAUGAAUAAUCCAUUGCUUGACAAAAUGACUUGUUCAAAUGCAGUUCAGCUAACACGUCAUCAAAUGCAACAAUCUAACCAUCAUCAUCAAAAUGACAUGUCUUAUAACCAGCAUCCUGCAUCGACUGCUUUAUCAAAUAUGGUUAAUAAUAAUAAUAAUGUUGGUACCAUUUUGCUUGGGCAGGCACAACCAGUUCAAUCUAAUAACUAUCUCAAUACAGUCAACAUAAGAAUGUCUUCCACGCCUCCUGCUUCUAAUCCUGUAGGCAACUCCUAUGUAGUGGGAGUUCCAAUUACAUCUGUGAUUCAACAACAAACAUCAUCUUUGUCUCAUCAGCAACCAUCUAACCAAGCUAGUCGUGGUUCUAUGCAAAGAAUGGGCCAUAUUUCUAUGCCAAUCACCACAUCAUCAUAUUCAGUUCCAAAUCCUUCAUUUCAUUUACCAUCUGGCUACACUAACAGUAAUGUCAACCAAGCUUCUCCUUGCAAUUUAGCUAAACUUCAGCAGUUAACCAAUGGCAUUGUGGAUCCUCAGCCCAAUCAGGCAACUGGUUACCCAACCAUGUCCCCAUCACCAUAUAAUUCACAAUCGCAUCAGUCAAAUCUGACGCCUCCUCCCCAAAACCAACGCGCAAUCGCUCCUGCAAUACAAAACCAAUCCCCCAUGCCAGGUAAUCAAGUUCACGGAUAUUCAAAUUAUAAUCGUUAUCACUCCAGGCCUGUACAAAGGACUCCUAACAUAGCUAUUUCUCCAAACAUUGUUGCUAGCUACCCAGCAUUCGGCGGAUAUCAAAUGCAACAGCCAUCUGCACCAACUAUAUUGAAUACAGCGGGUUACAUAACAUCUGGACCUACAAUGCCUAUGAGUGUUGUGAAUAUGCAUCCACAAGGACAAUAUCAAGAAACUAUUCGAAACAUUACACCUCAGGGUCCCAUGUACGCAUAUGGUUAUAUAAAUCAGAGUUUACCUCCUCAGGCUAUGAUGAGACGGUGAUAUUUUCUGGUACAGAACAUUUUGUAUAGUUAUGAGAUUGUAACUGUGGAUGCAGAGCAGCAAUCCAAUCAAGUAUUAAUUUGGUUUGGUGAAUCUCAAACUCAGCUGAAUACUUAUCAGUACUUAGUGUAAUACCUCAAAAUGAAAUUGCAAUCAAUUCUAUUUUGGAGAACUAUUAAGUUUAGGUAAAUAUUUUGAAAAGGAGAAAUGCUAUGUACAUAAAUGUUAAUAUCAUUUUCCAUUUAGUUGUAAAUACUAACUUUAAGUGUACAGUACUUCACAGUUUCUUUGUACUAUAAAACAUCAAACCUAUUUGUUAAAUAUGUAAAUAAUUUGUUAGACAUUUCUUAAAUCAUUUUUGAAAUUACCAUUUAGCGCAUGGUAUAUUUAUAAAACUUUCAUUACUUCACAAGCAUAAUUAAUAUUUUAAUUUUCACCCCCUGUUUAACAUUUUUGUUUGUUAUUUUGUUGUUUUUUAGACUUUGCCAGUUUGUUUAACUUGGUCGUUUUGCAUGUCAAUUAAUUGUUAUUUAAAUAAGAGAAAUUGUAAAUAUGAACUCUAAAGCAGACCAGUUUCAGUGUUCAACAGUUAUUAACUAGUUCAAUAACUUUGUUGCAUUAUAAAACAGUUAAAAAAAUUAAUGCAUGUGAAAUUUUUUUUGUUUAUAUUUAUUCUAAUCAAGAGAAAAUUAGUAUUUUUUACAGUAUCAUUAUUUAUGAAACUCAAAUUUAUAUGUGAACAUUUCUCUAAGUGUUAAGCUGACUGCUGUAUUACAUAUUCUACAUACUCUUUCAAACCAAACGUAAGAUGUAACAUAUUUUUGUAAUGAAUUUUUUAAAAAGCUUCUAGUAUUCAUUGCUUUUAAAAGUAGUAUUUAUUUAAUGCUUUUGUUUCACUAAACUAUUGAUUGUACAUUCCAUCUGUUUAUGUAAUGAGUUGAUAACCUUCAAGUUACUCUAUCAAUAACAUAACAUUUAAAACUCAUGAAAUUAUUUUUUUUUUUUUUAUUAAAUGGGGAUUUAUUAGUAACACUAAUAGUAAAAUCUGCUGGUAAAUUUCUAUUAUCAUAUGUUAAAUCAUUUAUAGUUAUAUUUUAUUGUUAAAAGGAUUUCUUACAAAGUAUAUGAUAAAUAUAAAUUAGAACUGUUAAAGCAUUAGCAGUUGCUUUAUUGGGUGAACACACCUUUCAUUCAUUAGGUGUUAAUUAGGUAAUGGUAGAUUUUAUUUUAAAAAACAUAUUCUCAGGACUUAUCAAUUAGUCAUGAGAAUUUACCAAGAGAAUAAUUUAAGAUCUUGAUCUGAAAAAAUGGACUUUUGCAUUUAUUUAUUCAAGCAAUAUUUAAAAAUAAUGAAGUUUUUUUUUGAGUAUACUAAAUGGAAAGAUCAAAAUUAAUCAAUACCUUAAAACUAAUAAAAUGUAUAAAAAGAUUCUUAACUUGAUAUGAUUUUGUUAAAUCAUAGUUCUUUAUCAAGGUAUUUUAAGUCUAGAUGAAAUAGGUGUAGGAUCCUUCAAAUACCAAAAAUCAAGCAAAUCCCUAACCUUGCACUCAUGCUUGCGUUGCAUAAGAUUUAAAAAAAAUAAGGUAAUUUUUUUUUUAUUAUCAGCAAUCACUUCAAUAAACAAAGUUUAUUUGACAAGUUAAUUUUACUUAAAAAAUUAAUUUAAAUUCAGAAACUUAUUCAGAAAGUAAUUUUUGUUGCUCUGAUUUUUUUUAAAAAUUUACUUUAGUAGAUAUGAUUUAAAUAUACUUGUGGUAGUUUUUUGACUUAAUUGUUAAACUACAUAAAGCGAAGAAUUUUUUUUGUUUUGCUUCCAUAUCUUCUCCUUAGUGCUUACAUAAUAUUUGAACUGACCUUUUUA